AUGUACACGGAAAUCGCACCAAGUCUUUGUACUUUGUUCAAUCACUCUCUACGCAUUGGGCGUUUCCCUGCAGAAUGGAAAAAUGCCGACGUAACACCAGUCCAUAAGAAGGAUAAUAAAGAACCUGCUGAAAAUUACAGACCUAUCUCUUUAUUGCCGAUAGUAAGCAAGGUGAUGGAACGGUGCGUCUGUAACAGGUUCUAUUCCCAUGUCUCACAUCUAAUUACUUCUCUUCAGCACGGUUUUAUGCGUAAUCGAUCAUGUGUAACACAGCUUCUGUCUGUUCUCCACUCUAUUGGAAAAUCACUUGACCAAAACACUCAAACAGACAUUUUAUACGUGGAUUUUGCUAAGGCUUUUGACUGUGUAGACCAUGUUAUUCUCAUAGAAAAGCUUAAAUGGUAUGGCGUAACGGGGAAUCUUCUUAACUGGUUUACUGACUAUCUUAGCGAUAGAUCGCAGAGAGUUGUGAUAGAGGGUGUAGCUUCUCGGUACCUACCCGUUACUUCUGGUGUUCCCCAGGGAAGCAUUGUAGGACCUCUGCUGUUUGUUAUUUUUAUCAAUGACCUACCUGAUAUUAUCCAGGAACAGACAAGAACCGGCCUCUUCGCAGAUGACACCAAAUUGUACCGAUCAGUAAAAUCCCCUAGCGACUGUGAAAGUUUGCAGCAUGAUAUUUCGAACUUGAACAAUUGGAGUCAUAACUCUAACAUGAAAUUUAACGCCUCCAAGUGUAAGGUAUUAACAAUAACUCGAAAAAAAUCACCUGUAAUUACUGACUAUCGUCUGGGUAAUGUAAUUUUACACCGCGCUCACCAAGAAAAAGAUCUGGGAAUUAUUGUCAAAAGCAACUUAUCCUGGGAUUCUCACAUUUUCUCAAUCGUCAGUAAAGCCAACAAGAUGCUUGGUAUCUUAAAGAGAACUUGUCCCCUGAUUAGAGAUACUAAAGUUAGGCGAACACUAUACCUGACUUUGGUAAAAUCAAAGUUGUGCUACGCAACGGAGGUGUGGUCCCCAGCUAAUGUGAAGCUACAAGUUGCAUUAGAAAGAGUUCAAAGGCGCGCUACACGUUGGAUCCUCAAAAGUAAAGUUGGAGAAAUGUCUUAUGAAGAUAGACUGAAAACUCUCAAUUUAUUGCCACUAACUUACGAUCGGGAAAUCAGAGAUCUUAUUCUGGUCUAUAAAUGUAUUUUCGGCCACACUGAUUUGAACAUUGAACAUUUUGUGUCAUUUAUACAUCAUAAUCGAACUCGUACUCAGAAUCCAUCUCUAUUGUUAAAAUCUCCUUACUGUAGAACAUCCACUUUCCAAGGAUCGUUCUUUAACCGAAUAGUUAAAACUUGGAAUAAUGUUGGAAAAAUAGCCUCUCCUGAAAAGUUCGCAGUUUAA
Molecule: messenger RNA, 1389 nt
Organism: Paramuricea clavata
Lineage: Eukaryota; Metazoa; Cnidaria; Anthozoa; Malacalcyonacea; Plexauridae
Source: the annotation of a GenBank genome assembly